Molecule: messenger RNA, 1780 nt
Organism: Symsagittifera roscoffensis
Lineage: Eukaryota; Metazoa; Xenacoelomorpha; Acoela; Convolutidae
Product: pre-mRNA-splicing factor RBM22-like
Exons: 9
Coding region: 1-1515 (504 amino acids)
Cellular component (GO): Prp19 complex; U2-type catalytic step 2 spliceosome; U2-type catalytic step 1 spliceosome
Molecular function (GO): pre-mRNA binding; metal ion binding; U6 snRNA binding
Source: RefSeq, a predicted model, not a curated record
AUGGCGAUAUCGAAAUCAGCAAAUACAUACAAUCGGUUGAAUUGGGAAGAAUCAGACUUUCCAAUUAUCUGCCAAACUUGCCUCGGGGACAAUCCUUAUAUGCGAAUGCUGAAAGAAAAACAUGGAGAUUCUUGUAAAAUCUGUAGCAGGCCUUUCACUAUUUUUCGAUGGUGCCCGGGCUCCAAAAUGCGAUACAAGAGAACAGAAAUUUGUCAAACUUGUUGCAAAUUGAAAAAUAUCUGUCAAACCUGUCUACUGGAUCUAGAAUACGGAUUGCCUGUGCAGGUGCGAGAUACCGCCGUGGAAGUACAAGAUGAUGUUCCCAAAUCAAUUGUUAACCGGGAAUAUUACAUUCAGAAUACAGAAAAAAUGUUCGGUUCUAGUGCAGAUGGAAAUCCAGCUAUGGCUAUCAUGCAGGGCAAAGCUAGUCAACCUAGUGACAUGUUGAUGAAACUGGCUCGCACUACUCCGUAUUACCGAAGGAAUUUGCCUCAUAUUUGUUCAUUCUGGGUCAAGGGCGAAUGUAAACGAGGCGAAGAAUGUCCUUACCGACAUGAGAAGCCUACAGAUCCGGAUGAUCCGCUGGCGCAUCAGAACAUAAAAGACCGAUAUUUUGGACGAAAUGAUCCGGUCGCGAAGAAACUUCUUAAUCGGGCUUCUAAUUUACCCAAAUUAGACAUCCCGGAAGACUUGAGCAUAACUACUCUUUACCUGGGAAAUGUGCACGAAGGCAUCAACGAGAGUGAUAUAAGGGACGUCUGCUACCAGUUUGGUGAAAUACGAUCCAUCUCAGUUGCCUUCAAACAGCAGUGUGCAUUCGUGCAGUUCACAACGCGCUUUGCAGCAGAGCAGGCAGCACAGGCUCUCUUUGGCAAGCUAAUCAUUAAAGGCCACAGGCUCAAUGUCAGAUGGGGAAGACCUCAAGGGGCGGGGGCUGCAGGUGGCCAUUGGGGAAGCAAAGAGGGCGCCAAUAUCGGAUUACAGUUCGUUCCCAAUUAUCAAACAGUUCCAGGAUUGCCCGAAUUUUCAGUUCCCUCUGGACCUGAUUUAGCAAAGAGCAGACGGCGAGAGGGAGACCCAUCGGAGAGUUCAAAAGAACCUGUGUGCCAGAAGGUUGCUUCAGCGACUGUAGUGGAGGACGAUCAAGCACCUGGAACUAGUGGCAGUUAUACUAGUAGUAGCAGUUCGCAGCUUCCGCCUGUGUUAAAUGACAUUCCCAUCCUGCUGCCAAAUAUGCAUCCUGUCUCGGCCCCCCCUGCUGAUGGAGCUAGAGCGAACAGUCAGAUGAAAUCAGCUUCAACUAUGGCUAAUGCUGUGCGCCACAUGCACCGCAGUCCCAAUGUUCUUCCACCACCGCCGCAGCUAGGAUUGACUUCUCCCCUGGCGCCUGCGGCGAUGUCUUCGGCCUAUUUACCACCAAGUAUAGCGCCCAACAUGCCCUCACCAAAUGCAGCACCAACUGCCUAUUACCCAUCACAAGAUCCACGACUCAUUGGUUCAAACCAAGCUCGAUAGAACGUAGCUCGCUCAACUAUAUGGUUGUCAAGUUAAUGGAGUAGCUCAAAUGGGAACGGCAAUAUCUGUCUGUGGAUUAUCGAAACAAUUAGAUAACUCUGUCUUACAACUGAAUUUUGUUAUUGUUUUAAGAGUCAAUGAACGUAGUGCACAGGGUGGUUUUAGGGGGAGGGGUAUAGGGUGGACGCCCUCCCUCUUCAGGGAUUCGACCCCCUCAUCAACUCAAGGGUACCUCAUUUGGUAUUACUUUAUGCCAUACAUUUUC